AAAGCAGUGAUCAUGAGACUUCGACUUGACAAGCCAACCGUCCAAGUUGAAAACAAGCUGGAAGUUCGAAACUGGAGUGAUUCUAGAAACUCGAAAGUUGAAAAACCUCCCAAACCCUCCAAAAAUUCCCAAGACAAAUAAUCUGAGAAAAACAAAGAGCUCGGUUUCCUUUUUUUUUUUCUUUUAUUUUUACUUUUUAUUUUAUUUUGGGUUGGAGUCUUGGAGAUUCGGUUUCUGCAUUUGAGUUCCGAUUUCAGAUCCCUGGGUUCUUUACUAUUGCACGCGCGCUGGAGGAUCCAUGUCAGCUCCAUUAUGAUCCAGAAUGUAUCGUAAUGAUAGAAGAUGGCAAUCCAAGAAGUGGAAUACAUACUAUUUGCAUUUAUUGCUCACAACAUGGAUAAAAGAAGAGUUAAAAUGGUUGUUGCAGCUAGUUAUCUAGUUUAGCUGUAAGUUGGAAAUGAAGAAGUGGUUUGGAGGCAUGUUUGUCCUGGCUCUUGUUAUGAUCUUGGUUCUCCGUUACAGCCUUAUGGGAAUCCAGCCAAAGAAGCAGUCGGCUUAUAGUUUUUUUAAAAACCAUCCGCCCAAUGAGUCUCAGAAAAGGGACAGUGGCUCCAUUAGGUCUUCAGAAAUGCAAGCGAAGAAAGUUGCAAAGCCAUCAAUAAAGACCCCACUUGUAAAUAUUGAAGGACUCAGUGAUCUCUAUGCUUCCAAGAAUCUUUCUGAAAAAGAGUUAAAGGCCUUACUUGUAUGGGCUCACUUGCGUACACUACUGUCCAGAUCUGACGCUCUGCCUGGAACAGCGGAAGGUGUUAAAGAGGCUUCCAUAGCUUGGAAUGAUUUGUCCUCAACAAUUGAGAAGGAAAAAUCCUCCAAGUAUAGCAACACUAACAGCUCCAAAGAUAGAAAUUGUCCUUACUCUGUGAGUACACUUGAUCAGACAGCGCUGAAUGGUGUAGUCAUUCUCGAGAUCCCAUGCGGUUUAGUUGAGGAUUCUUCCAUUACUUUAGUUGGCAUUCCUAAUGGGCAGCAUGGAAGCUUUCAAAUUGAACUUGUAGGCUCACAAAUUUCUGGGGAGCCCACGCUUCCUAUCAUCUUACAUUUCAAUGUCAGUCUGCCUGGAGAUAAUAUGACAGAAGAGCCUUUUAUCAUUCAGAAUACAUGGACUAGUGAAGCUGGGUGGGGAAAAGAGGAAAAGUGUCCUGCUCAUAGGUCUGCUAACAUUGUCAAAGUUGAUGGACUCGUUCUUUGCAAUGAACAAAUUGUCAGGAGCAAUGUGGAAGAGAAUGCAAAUGUGAGUCAUCCUAGUAGUGACAUGUUGAGCAGUGUUUCCCGGGGAAGCGCCCAUGGAAGUGCUAGUUUCCCAUUUGUUGAAGGGAAUCCUUUUACUGCCACAUUGUGGGUUGGUAUAGAGGGGUUUCACAUGACUGUGAGUGGAAGGCAUGAAACGUCCUUUGCAUAUAGGGAGAAACUUGAGCCAUGGUCAGUUAGCAGAGUCAAAGUAACAGGUGGCUUGGAUCUCUUAUCUGCCUUUGCUAAAGGCUUGCCUGUUUCUGAAGAUAAUGAUUUAGUUCUUGAUGUGGAGCAUCUCAAGGCUCCAUCAGUUUCCAGAAAAAGAUGUGUAAUGUUGGUUGGUGUGUUCUCAACUGGAAAUAAUUUUGAGCGUCGAAUGGCACUGAGGCGGUCUUGGAUGCAAUAUGAGGCUGUACGUUCAGGGGAUGUGGCUGUUCGAUUUUUUGUUGGCCUUCACAAGAACAGCCAAGUCAAUUUUGAGCUAUGGAGAGAAGCUCAAGCAUAUGGGGAUGUCCAGCUGAUGCCCUUUGUUGACUAUUACAGCUUGAUCGCUUUGAAAACAAUAGCAAUUUGCAUCCUGGGGACCAAAGUUCUUCCUGCCAAAUAUAUUAUGAAAACAGAUGAUGAUGCUUUUGUUAGGAUCGAUGAAGUUCUCUCUAGUCUCAAGGGAAAGGCAGCGAAUGGCCUCUUGUAUGGUCUUAUUUCUUUUGAAUCAGCACCCCAUAGGGACAAAGACAGUAAAUGGUAUAUUAGUACUGAGGAAUGGCCCCAUGCUUCAUAUCCACCAUGGGCCCAUGGGCCAGGAUAUAUUAUCUCUCGAGACAUCGCAAAAUUCAUUGUCCGUGGGCACCAGGAAAGAGGCCUUAAGCUUUUUAAACUAGAAGAUGUGGCGAUGGGCAUAUGGAUUGAACAAUAUAAGAAGAGCGGUCAAGAAGUGCAUUACAUAAAUGAUGAUAGGUUUUUCAAUGCCGGAUGCGAACAGGAUUAUGUUCUCGCACAUUAUCAAGGCGCAAGGAAGGUGUUGUGCCUUUGGGAGAUGCUUCAGAAAGAGCACAAGGCCAUUUGCUGCGAGUAAACAUCAAGUUUAAUGACGCAUGAAAGAAUGAGCAGCUCAACUCUUUGAUGUAGAGUCAAGUCAAAAGCAGUUUGGCAACUGGAAUUUGAAUUGCAUUUCUUGAAACUAUUGGUAUUCUAUUCUUUGUUGCAUGCCCUGGUGGCAUGCCAUGCAAUGCUAGAUAUUCCCAGUUUGGCAAUGAGUUCGUCUUUCUUCGUUAUUUUGUACUGAUAUUUUUUCCUCUUUUUUGGUGACUUCGUCUCAAUUUAUUAUUGUUCAUAUAUGCCAA
Messenger RNA from Carya illinoinensis, 2633 nucleotides. Its product is annotated as hydroxyproline O-galactosyltransferase GALT3. The coding region runs from base 458 to 2365 and encodes 635 amino acids. The record is from RefSeq and is a predicted model, not a curated record. Gene Ontology annotation, cellular component: Golgi membrane. Lineage: Eukaryota; Viridiplantae; Streptophyta; Magnoliopsida; Fagales; Juglandaceae. Gene Ontology annotation, molecular function: carbohydrate binding; galactosyltransferase activity. The transcript is spliced from 8 exons.